Molecule: messenger RNA, 1026 nt
Organism: Elaeis guineensis (African oil palm)
Lineage: Eukaryota; Viridiplantae; Streptophyta; Magnoliopsida; Arecales; Arecaceae
Source: RefSeq, a predicted model, not a curated record
AUGGUGAUUAUCGAUCGAUCAGGGCAGAACGACACGCACUUCCAGGAGAAUUCUCUAGACGUAGUUUUGCUGGCUACACAGAGAGGGCACAGUUUGAGGAGCAUGUUGCGGGGGUUGUCAUUGCACUGUGCUUCCUCAAAGCUCACUCCCCCAUCACUCUGGCCUUCAAAGAAGAAAAGCCAUUCGAUCUCUCGCAAUAACGCCUCUUUUGCCUCCACCGCUACCUCCUCAUCUAAAGACUCCAACUCCUCCUGCCUUCGGUCCACCCCCUGCUCUGUCCUCCCCCCUCCGACUGGCAAGACUCCCUCCUCCUCCAGAUCCGAUGACCUCUGGCUCCUCUCCCCUGCCUCCUCCUCCAUCUCCAACCUCUUCAUCAUUUUCAACCGUGACGGUGACGGCAAGAUCAUGCCACACGAGCUGGAAGCCAUCCUCUGCCAUCUUCAUGGUGCCAAUCCACCCACCAAGGAAGAGUUAGCAUCGAUGGUGGUGGAGGUCAACCGCGACGACAAUGGGUGCAUCAGCUUGGAGUUUGGUGCGAUCGAAACAACCUUCAGGCUGCUAGAGGGGGCGGAGCUCUGGGAGGCCUUCGCUAUCUUUGACGCCAACAAUGAUGGCAAGAUCUCGAUAGAGGAAUUGCUCAGGAUGUUCAACACACUGAGGGACGAAGGGUGUACACUCGAGGAUUGUCGUGGGGGACUGACGAGAGAGAGGGUGAUGCCCAGCUGUAGCACUGUUUUCCAUUCGAGUUGUACGGAUAAGAAGGGCAAGCCAAUGAGCGCCGUGGUCAGGAGAAUUUUUUUAGACGUGCUUGGAAGUGAGGGUCUAGAGCAGUCUGACCCUAAUGACCAUCUAUCUCAGGUCUUGGGAUCUGAGCACUUUGGGAGGAUUCAUUGUAAGCCCAAAUGUACACCGACUAGCUAUUGGUCUGAUGCGAGCAUCUCCUCAUACACUUUCGGGGUCAUCAUUCGGAAGCAACUUGAUGAGGCCUUGGCACAGGCAGCUCUAGCUCAAAAGUGUGCAUCUUAG